Messenger RNA from Cicer arietinum (chickpea), 1702 nucleotides. RefSeq names its product tRNA dimethylallyltransferase 9. Lineage: Eukaryota; Viridiplantae; Streptophyta; Magnoliopsida; Fabales; Fabaceae. Gene Ontology annotation, molecular function: tRNA dimethylallyltransferase activity. The record is from RefSeq and is a predicted model, not a curated record. Gene Ontology annotation, biological process: cytokinin biosynthetic process; tRNA modification.
CUGUAUAUCCGAACUUUGAACUUUAAAAGAAAAAACACUUGCUUUGCAGUUUAGCCUGAAAACACGAAAAUGAACAACGGAGUGUACAGUUUCCGGACGUGUCUCCGCCUCCCGGAGCAGUCAAUAUUUCGAUCAACUCCUCUCUCAUUCCGAUUCCGGCGCCGUUUUCUCGUCACCGCAUCAUUAACCGAGAAGAAGAAAGAGAAGGUGAUCGUUAUUUCUGGACCUACCGGUUCCGGCAAGAGCCGCCUCGCAAUGGAACUCGCAAAGCACCUCAACGGAGAAAUAGUUAGUGCUGAUUCUGUUCAGGUGUAUCGGGGUCUUGAUGUUGGAUCUGCCAAGCCUUCGUUAAAUGAUAGAAAGGAAGUGCCGCAUCAUCUGGUUGACAUACUUCACCCAACUGAAGAUUAUUCUGUUGGACAGUUUUUUGAGGAUGCAAGGCAAGCGACUAGAUCUAUUCUUGACAACGGCCGUGUUCCCAUAAUUGUUGGGGGCACUGGACUGUAUUUAAGAUGGUUCAUAUAUGGAAAACCAGAUGUGCCUAAAGCCUCUCCAGAGAUAACAUCUCAAGUAUGUAUAGAGUUAGCUGAACUGCAGAGAAAUGAUGACUGGGAUGCUGCUGUGCAGUUGGUGGUAAAAGCAGGUGAUCCAAAGGUCCAACAUUUAGCAGUGAAUGAUUGGUACCGAUUACGGCGUAGUUUUGAGAUUAUUAAGUCUAGUGGAUCACCUCCUUCUGCUUUUCGGGUACCAUAUGAUUCUUUCAGGGAACAGGGUGAUUGUAGAGUUGCUGAUGGUUCUGAUUCAUCUGAUAUGACCACUUAUUCUGAUGCAACGAAAGCAACCAAUUCGGCAGAGUUAGACUACGAGUUCUUGUGUUUUUUCCUUUCUAGCGACAGACUUGACCUCUAUAAAUCAAUUGACUAUCGGUGUGAAGAUAUGCUAUUAGGAGGUGAUGGCAUUUUGUCCGAGGCUCAAUGGCUUCUUGAUACCGGUCUUCAUCCAAACUCCAACUCUGCAACAAAAGCAAUUGGAUACAGACAAGCCAUGGAGUACUUACUAGGAUGCAGACAACAAGGGGGUCAGAGUUCAGCUGGAGAAUUUUACAGAUUCUUGUCUGAAUUUCAAAAAGCAUCACGGAAUUUCGCGAAACGACAGCUGACUUGGUUUCGCAAUGAACGUAUAUACCAUUGGAUUGAUGCUUCUAAACCUCUGGAAACCGUUGUCAACUUCAUUCAUGAUUUAUACCGUGAUGGGAGUGGAAGUCUUUCUGUGCCUGCAUACCUUAGAAUGUCGAGAGAUAUUACUAAUCCUCGAAUAGCUGCUAAACUGAAGUCUUACCGCACCAAAAAUAGGCAUUUUGUGACGGGGGAGGAUUGUUUACCUAUUUUGGAAUGGAUAAAGAAAACUCAGAAGUGAAGGGAUGGAGAUUUUCAUUUUACAUUCCUUUGAACUGGCCGGAUAUUGGGAUUAUAGAGGAGCAUAAUUAAGUUAGCAGGUUACACAGUUUUGUUUUUGUUUCUUUGCUUGUUAACAUCCUGUUGUAAACUUUUAUGUAGAAUAGCAUUGAUUGAUUGAUAGAAGUAGAACACUGUAAUGGCAACUAAAUUUGUAAGUUAAUUUCUUUCUCUCCUUUAACGCAAAUCAGGAUCCUUGAUGUCUUCAUUAUAUUCAAUGAAAUUCUAAAGCAUUUGUUGGACUCGUA